Clupea harengus (Atlantic herring) is the source of this 1406-nucleotide messenger RNA. It is a transcript of the gene gyg2, whose product is annotated as glycogenin 2. Bases 138 to 1304 code for a protein of 388 amino acids. The transcript has 9 exons. NCBI's taxonomy places the organism in Eukaryota, Metazoa, Chordata, Actinopteri, Clupeiformes, Clupeidae. Gene Ontology annotation, molecular function: glycosyltransferase activity. The record is from RefSeq and is a predicted model, not a curated record.
UUCCGAGCGCGAACAGGAUCGUGGUUGUUAGCGAGUCUCUUUACCAUUAACAUAUUUAUUUGAACAACCUCCACACACACUGGCGUUGACCGUAAACUGUCUAAAUCGGGACCGUUCUGCAACUUCGCACUGGUAUAAUGGCAGUUGAGGACCAGGCUUUCGUUACCCUGGCGACCACUGAUGCUUACUGCAUGGGCGCCCUGGUGGUGGGGAAGAGUCUGCGUCGUCAUGGCACCAGCAGGAGGACCGUGGUGAUGGUGUCCCCUAAUGUCUCUCUGGAAGCACGGCGUCCUUUGGAGAGUGUCUUUGAUGAGGUGGUCCAGGUGGAUGUGUUGGACAGUGGUGACCGCGCUCACCUGUCGUGGCUGGGACGGCCCGAGCUGGGCGUCACCUUCACCAAACUCCACUGCUGGACGCUCGUCCGCUACCGCAAGUGUGUGUUCCUGGACGCAGACACACUCGUGAUGUGUAACGUGGACGAGCUGUUUGAGAGGGAGGAGCUAUCUGCGGCCCCCGACCCAGGCUGGCCCGACUGCUUUAACUCCGGAGUGUUUGUGUUCCGACCGUCAUUCGACACACACACACGACUGCUGGAGCACGCAGCACAACACGGCAGCUUUGAUGGUGGCGAUCAGGGCCUCUUAAACUCAUUCUUCAGUGACUGGGCGGUGACAGACAUCAGGCGGCACCUCCCCUUCGUCUACAACCUCAGUGCCAACGCCUUCUAUACAUACCUGCCCGCUUUCCACAGAUAUGGGCAUGGUGCAAAGAUCGUCCACUUCCUGGGUGGGGCCAAGCCCUGGCAUUCCUGUUCCAACCCACCGGCCAAUCAGGACUCACGCUCACAGCUGGACCAAUACCUGAGCCUGUGGUGGGCGGAGCACCACAGUCAGAGUCCGCCCACUGUGAGGAAACAUAGUCAGCUCACACCCGCUCUGACCCCCCCUGGUCCUCCUCAUACCCCGCCGUCAGUGACUGACUCUCUGCCUCCUGAGGUUCGGGAUCUGCUGCCCCCCCGGACCCCUCUCCCAGCGCCCACAGACCUGACCCUCCACGUGCCGCUCCCCGCACCCCAGACCCCUGACGGCAUGGAGACAGACCCGCCCCCUGGAGGAGAAGAUGGACACUCAGGGGCAGAAGCGUCAAGUUCCACCUCUGGGGCAACUACUGAAGAUGAGCAGCCGGUGGAGUCACAGGAGGAGAGGAAGCUGCAGCGUCGCAUGUGGGAGGAAGGUCACAUGGACUACCUGGGCCGAGACGCCUUCCAGAACAUCAUGAAGAAGCUGGACCGCUUCCUCAAGUAGCACACACACACAGAUAUAUGAAAGUAGUGAAACACACACACAACCACACACACAAUCACACACACACACACAGAUAUAUAAAAGUAGUGAAACAUAAACACA